CGAUCUCGUUCAAAAGGCACGAUUCUUCUUGUCUGUGUUGUAAAAUGGGCAAACUAACAUGUAACAUCGUGGCCAGUGACACGUCUGUCGACGGAGUAAAAAUUGUCCAUGAAAAACAGAAAGUACGAACAAAGAGGAAGAAACGUAAAAGGGACCUGACAGAUCAGAAAAUAUUCAAAUUGAAGAAGGAUAAAAAAACGAAGAUCAAUGAAAAAUUGGACGAGGCACAAAAUUCAAAAAAGAUAUCCAAUAGAAUUCUUCCGCAACCUUUGGCUGGAAUAUAUAGAAACGGUGCAACCGGGAAAGAAAUACGAAGAGCACAAACUGAAGUAGCAUUGAAUGAUCUAAAUAACGCGCGACUACAUGGAAAUGUAUUGAAACUACUAGAUGGUUAUCAUUCGAAAUCAGAAGAUGCUGCAACUAAAAAUAGUAACAGAAAGUUAAAAGAUUUUAGUUUGGAAAAUAUUCUCAAGCCAGAUGCUGAAACAAGUCCUAUUUUGGGUAAAAUAGAUGGAAGAAAAGAUACUCAAAAGAAAGAAGAUAUCGAAAUACCUCAAAGAUCAAUAGAAGAAAACAGAAUAGAUGAUUCCGAACAAAACUCUGCGUUAAAUAAACUCAAUAAAUACGAAGAACUAUGUAGGAUUGUUUCUUCAGAAAACUUCGAGGAAAAUAAUUUUCCAGACUGUUUUGGACCUGAUCCACUAUUAAAGGUGAAACAAAAAUUAAGAUACAUGUAUGCAGAAUCAUUUCGAAAUAAAUUGAUACAUGAUACGAUAAUGCGUGGGAAUAUUUUAAGCAACUACAGUACACCUAGUACUUCUACUGAUAAUUUUCUUCCUUCAAACGCUGCAUUUUGUCCUUCAGGAUCUAAUCAAAACGUGGACUCAAUAUUUGCAACUGUUGAUAAUCUAGAUCAUUGUGUUGGUAUCAAAAAGGAUAUAGAAAACAAGAAUACACCGUUUUUAAUACCAGAAACGAAUUUCAAAAGAAAUGAAAUUACCUCGUCAAAUUUAUUAUUUAAUUUAUCUUCAUUAAAUGCUUCUGACAUGGGAAUUGAGAAUUCCCUGGAAGCAGAAACACUUCAAAAAACAAGUAACAUAUCUAAUGAGGAUGACUCAAUAAAUUUAAGCAACCAUACUUCUCUGGAAGUAAAUCCUCCUUCAACUUCCAUCAGCGCUAACAGUAAUAUUGUUAAAUAUUUUGAAACAAACGAAUUUGAGAGGAUAAAGGAAAAAAGCAAACCUGUCUUAUUUGUUCAAACUGAGGCAGAAUCCGAGAAUAAUUAUAAUCAUAAAAAAUAUAGAAGUCGACGAACGCAAACGGUAGGUGUUUUAAGUAAUGGAUUAGAAAAUAACGCAGAGAAACAAAACUUAAAGAUACUGCAGCAGAUUAAAAUGAAGAAUUUGAAGCAUAUCCCUAUUAUAUUGCGAAGAUGUAACAACAUUGUGACUAAUAAUAAUAACCAAUUGAAUUUAUUCCAGGAGUCGAUGCAUAUUAAUAAAGAGCCCCAGGAGAUGCUGUUCAACGCCGCGUCGAGGCAGAACGUUCUUUUCACUUCACAAUCUCUCAUAACAGAAUCGAACGAAAAUUCGCAGAGAUUGCAACGGUCGACGACUGUAAAUACUUUAUUUGAUACAACAGAUAUAGAAAAUCUUCAAACUUGUGUAAUAGAAUCACCAAGUCUUCGUAACGAUGAUAUAUAUUUCGUAAAAAAUUCUUCACAACAGAACCAAUCUCAAUCACAAAAUCUUCAUGUAAAUGGCAUUUUAGUGAAUAAGAAAAAUCCUUCAGUACAAAAAACAGUGGUGUUUACGAAGAAAGAUUCACGAAAUGUAGGACACUGUUUGUACUUAAAUAAUGAAAUUACAGAUGAAAUGGCUGAUAAUUCGAACAUCUGUAUUAUACGAAAGAAUGUUUCUUCGCAGCAUGAGAAAUUAAAGAAUAAUUGUACGACACAUAAGAAUUGCCAGGAAGUACCAGAAAAUUAUAAAACAUACCAAUGCUCGCAGAGCUUUGACAAUUCAAAUUAUAGCAAUCAAGAAUUUAAAGAGAUAAGUAUAUCACAGCAUCAGAAAUCACAGAUUUGUGAGAUGUUAGCAAAAAGAGUCCAGCAACAUCCUAAAUGCGAAAACAAUAAAACAUGUUACAAUGAUCAACACGUUUGCUAUGUGAUGGCAAAUCAAUGUAAAGAUUCGAAUAAUGUGCAAGAAUGUUCUCAUGAUAUUGUACAUCAAAUUGAAAAAUCAAGAAAAUUGCAGAAUUCUAACCAGGAAUUCAAUCAAGAAGAUAUAAAUAAUAUUGAUUUUCUUAAAGGCAUCAAGAAUUUGAAAAUCUUACCCAUUAAAAAACGAUUCCAAAAUCAAUGUAACGAAAAUGCAGUAAUAGUGAAUGAACAGCCAAUUAAAUAUCUGGCAUUUGAAAAUGAUUCUAAAGCUCAAAAAGUUCCUAUAUAUUUACAAAGCAGCAAGCAUGUUGCUUCUGCCGAUAAUAUUAAAGUAAUUGACCCGAAUGUUAAUUGUCACAUGGUAUCAUGUCCUCAAGAGUCAACGCAGAAAAUUAUUUUUGUGCCAACAUGCGAACAGAACGAAGUCGUAUAUAUCAAGCAACAAAAUUUGCCUCAUUCAAACAUUGCUUUUGAAAAAUGCUCGCACCCUAGGAAACUAGUCUUGUACCGACCAGAAGUUAAAUGUGUCGAAGAUUCCUCGAAUAUAUGCGAAGUUCAUGUUCCGAAACAGAACGUAAUGGAAAUAAGAAAAAUUGAUAAUGACACGAUUAUUACUAAUUUACAACAGACAGAUAAUGUGAAAAAGUCGACUCAAAGUGGGACAAAUUGGGAGGAACUUCAUUGUCGAUCGAAUCAUGAACAUGAUACUUGUACUAGGAAUCAAGCAAUUUUCUAUCAGAAGUAAAAUUCUCAUAUUAAUUGAAACAUAUGCAAACUUACG
Messenger RNA from Frieseomelitta varia, 2945 nucleotides. RefSeq lists its product as uncharacterized. Lineage: Eukaryota; Metazoa; Arthropoda; Insecta; Hymenoptera; Apidae. Bases 45 to 2909 code for a protein of 954 amino acids. The transcript is spliced from 8 exons. The record is from RefSeq and is a predicted model, not a curated record.